AUGGAUUCCUACCCUUGGAGCAUUGGCCCCAGUUUCCUUGGGUGUGCAACCACAGCCUUCAGGUCCGUGAGGCAAGGCGACAACACAGGCGUGGACCUCGUCUGCAGCUACAGGAAGGAGCCCUCCAGCCCUGACUUGGACAGGGUGGGCCUUUACCACGAAGUGAGCAACAAGACCAGAGCCAUCUCGCGCCUGGGCCCCUACAGCCUGGACAGGACCAGCCUCUACGUCAACGGUUACAACGAACAGCCAGUGACGCAGCCAGUGACGCCCAAUUACAAUGAACCACAUGAUCUGUCAUUGGAAAAGCCAUUCAACACACAAAGCCUGGGACAAAUAAUACAGCAAUUCACAGUGAACUUCACCAUAACCAACCUCAGGUUCACUACAGACCUAGGGAGAUCACAUUCUGCUAAAUUCAAUUCUACCAAGAAAAUAAUGCAACAUUAUAUUGACCUUCUGCUUCGGAAAAGUAGCAUUGGCCCUGACUUCAUUGGCUGCAAAGUAAUACUAUUCAGGUCAGUGACAAAUAGAGAUAGCACAGCAGUAGACAGCAUCUGCAGCUACGGAAAUGGCUCCCAAGUGCCCAAUUUUGACAAAGCUACAGUUUAUCAAGAACUAAGGAGCAUGACAAACAACAUCACCAAAUUAGGAAUCUAUAAACUGGAUAAGGAGAGCCUCUAUGUCAACGGUUAUAACGAACCAUUCCAGAGAUCACAUCUGAGCGUAACUACUGCUCCAAGCCCAGCAACCAGCCAUUUCACACUUAAUUUCACCUUGACCAACCUCCAAUAUACUGCAGAUCUGGAUGCACCAAAUUCCCGCAGAUUCAUUUCCACAGAGAAAGUUAUCAAACAUUACAUUGACCCUCUGUUCAAAAGAAGCAGCAUAAGCUCUGUCUACACUGGAUGUAAAGUGAUGAGAUUUAGGUCUGGGAGACACAGGGGUGACACAGGUGUGGAUGCUGUCUGCAGCUACAAAAACAACGUCAGCAUGGCCAGGUUUGACAGAGAAACAGUUUAUCAUGAGCUGAGCUCCAUGACAAAUGGCAUCACCAAACUAGGGCACUACAGCCUGGAGAAGAACAGUCUGCAUGUUAAUGGUAAGCAUGCAUAAGCAGUAAAAAGCAAUGAUUAUGAUGUCACUUGGAGAGCACUCCUCCCUCUCCCACUCCAUCAGUGCUCGAGUACUAAUGAACUUUUCCCUUUGGUUUGUUGGGAUUCAGUAUGUUUUGGCAUUAAGGCAAAAAAAAAAAAAAAAA
Meleagris gallopavo (turkey) is the source of this 1261-nucleotide messenger RNA. The record is from RefSeq and is a predicted model, not a curated record. NCBI's taxonomy places the organism in Eukaryota, Metazoa, Chordata, Aves, Galliformes, Phasianidae.